Molecule: messenger RNA, 2201 nt
Organism: Oryzias latipes (Japanese medaka)
Lineage: Eukaryota; Metazoa; Chordata; Actinopteri; Beloniformes; Adrianichthyidae
Product: PRELI domain containing protein 3B
Cellular component (GO): mitochondrial intermembrane space
Source: RefSeq, a predicted model, not a curated record
GGGCCAGAGGUACCUCCUUCCGCCGGUGUCUUUUCUUCAUUCCGGUCACGCUGUCAUCAGGUCACCGGCUCCCGUGCUGUGACCGACAAACCAGGGGGGAUAAAAUGAAGAUCUGGGCGUCAGAGCACAUUUUUAACCACCCAUGGGAGACUGUUACCAAGGCCGCGAUGCAGAAAUACCCCAACCCCAUGAACCCCGGUGUUUUUGGUGUGGAUGUUCUGGACAGAAAGGUUGACCCUGAUGGACGCCUACACAGCACUAGACUGCUCAGCACAGAGUGGGGUCUCCCUGCUAUAGCCAAAUCUAUUAUUGGGGUCACAAGAACAUGCACUUAUGUUCAAGAACAUUCAGUAGUGGACCCCAACCAGAGAACGUUUGAGCUGCAAUCAACUAAUAUUUCAUUCACCAACCUGGUAUCUGUGGAUGAGAAGCUGACGUAUAAACCACAUCCACAAGAUCCAGAGAAGACUGUUCUGACCCAAGAGGCUCUCAUUAGUGUUAAGGGUGUCAGUCUGAGCAACUACCUUGAGGGUCUGAUGGCGAAUACCAUCUCUGUUAAUGCCAGCAAGGGCCGGGAGGCGAUGGAGUGGGUCAUCAGACGGUUGAACACAGAGAUCGAGGAGCUGGCGGCCACUGCUCGAGGUUCCAUGCGCGUUCCCAUGGCAGCAGCUGCUGCAGACCAAUGAUGACUGCUUUCUUUCAAAUGACUCCAUCAAUCAGUGAACUUCUCAGAUGUUUCCUCCCAAAGAGGACUUCCCAUCUCUUCUGCCAGAACAGCCCUGAAAACCAGCCCCCUUUUUGGUCCGUGUUUCCGUUAACUCUCCUUCCUCAGCAGCUUGAACCGGCAGCUCUUCAGCACGUCUGUCGGUCAGUGACUUGGAGUUUUGUGUUGAUCAAAGGGACGUUGGACAGCACUUAAAGCUCACAGGAUUCUGUCUAUGAAAAACCUGUUUUUUAAUUCACUCUGUGCCUACACAUCAUCUCAUUCAUCUAAAUCUUUAACAUUACGGUAAUAAUUUCAAGACCUGUUACGUAAAGCUAAAUUGAAGUUGCUUUUAAAAGAUGGGGGACUCUUGCCUUUUAGAGCGGACCACACGUUUUUUUCUUUAAGUGCUCAUUUCUUUAUUGAACUGGAAACAGAUUGUUGGUGCUUUAUCUCAGCUAGUAUGGCAUCCAUCAGCUUGAGUGGAAGUAUGUUGGUUCUCUGGGUGCAGCUUUCCUUGAAGAGCUGGGUCUAGUCUACACCAAUCCAGAACAGAGCACUGCAGAGGGGAAACUUUGGCCGGAUUUGAGCCAUUUAAAGAAAAUGGAGGCAGAUGCAGGUCCAUGUGCAAUAGCUUCUAGCUUUUGUCAUGUGGCUCAGCAGAUGACGUCACUUUCAAAGGUCUUCGUUUAGUUUUUGAUUUAAAACAAAAUAAGUUUUUUCAAUGUUUGUUUACGGUGUUAUGUAGUGUACUAAAUUGUUAUGGUUUAAGUAUGUUCAUACUUGAAUGUUUAACUUAUUUAACACACAUGUACAUAAGUUGCAGAAAGUUCUUGAAGGGCACAAGCAUGUUUUAAAGAAUAAAAGUGUGGGUUUUCACUGCUUUAUGUGCAGUGUCUUUGUGCCAACAUGAGCUACAAAAAUCUUCCCUAACCCAGUUUCUAUGUGUAGUUUCAUCUUCCUGUAUGUAGGUGUUGUUCUGUAUUACACUGGAAGGCGUUUUUUUGCAUUUCAGAAGGUGUCUUUGUGUUGUCGUCCGUCUCGGAGCACUCUCAGGUUUUACCCAGCUGCCCAUGGUUUGAUCUCCGCAUGGAUUGCUCAAAAACCAAAGGGAGGAUGUUAGGUCUUUAAAGGCUUUGCUUUUCAAACACAUGUACAGAAGGAAGUUUACAUCGUGGUGUGAUCAUUUCAAACAUUUAUUUUGUUACUCUAGAGCUCGACACUAUUGCGAGUCUUCCAAAGCACUCGGUUGACGGUUCAACCUUUUUGAAAAACUGAUUAUCCUGAUGGGAAUGUUCGAGACAAACAUCCGCUGUGGUCCCGUCCAACGUCCACACUGUCACGUUUGAACAAACUAGUGGGAUGUUUUUCUGUUGAGCUUUUUAACAACUGUGGCUAUUAAUAUAUUUGUAUCUUGAUGGUGGUGCGUUCCAAGAAUGUAAACAAAAACAGAAUGAGCACUGCAUUGUUUCAAAAUAAAGAGAUGUCAUUGUUUUAA